AAAUCAUCAAAUCUAUUUCACUUCCAUUUUGAUGAACUUACUUUUGAUUACAUUCAAUAUAUCAUACAAUGUAUGAUAAAUCAAUCCUAUAAAACACAAGUAAUCAUGUACUUAAAAAUUAUUUCAUCGUUCAACUGAAAACCUUCGACUUUGAAAAACAAACAAGAUAACCAAUCAAUAUUUCGCACCAACUGGAUUAAUUUCGUCCCGAUAUGACUCACCGGCACUUUUUGGAUCACGUAGGAGUGAUACUUAUUCAGUGCGCAACCCUUCUAUUAAUAAACGUCGUUCAAAACCGAUUAGUCGCGAUCCAAUUAUUACUGGCAGGUGCUGAUUGGCCGGCCUCAAUGUGGCAAUCGUAAGAAAAACCUACAAAAGAUAGCACCGCUCGCGGUCGGCCCAAUUUUUCUCGACCAUUUCAAGUGUCACCUCUGAUCAUCUAACUAUGAAAUAUCCGUAAAAGUUGGAUGAAUUAACUAUACCCACAUACCCGAACCAAUCCAGUAAGCUGAUCAAUAUUAAUCGAUCAAUAAACAAAAAGCGAGGAGUAAAAAGGUGUCAGUGAUUUAAACUUGCAAUAAAUUUUAUCGUAAAAUAUUUGCAACGAGAUCAUUUGGAUGAAAAGUGGAAGAAAGUUCGAAUUGUUAAAUUGAGACAAAGAUCCACAUCGAGUGAAGUUCAGCAAAUAUGGCAGGGUACACACCGCCCAUGUACAUACCCCCGGAGCCUAAAUGGAAGCACUGGCCCACCUACAUCUACGACCGGAACUACAGCGCUGGGAUAAAUUAUUAUCAGCCGAUGCUCGAAUACCUAGAUCGUAGAGACAAGUCGUCGAGGGAUUAUCGAGGUUCGAGAUCGGAGCCACCGGAGUUACCGUGGUCCGAUGGCAGGGUUCUAUGGGAGGACAAACCCGUGGAACCCUAUUCCAGACACGAGCUGAUCAAACGAGCGAUCGACGCGGAAGACGAGGCCAGGGAACACCUGUCUCACUUCAAGAUAGCGAAUCGCUCGGACUUCAGCUUGUCGAAGACAGCGCAAGCCAGCCACGUGACUAGAGAGGUGUUCCCACGAAAACUCGAAGAGAUCCGAUUGAGACCGUUACCUCUGUUCGUGAAGAGCGCGCGGGCCAGAAGCGAAGCCAGGAACAUCCAACGGGAAAUGGCCGACAUCGAUUUCCAGUCGCUCAAGGACGUGCAGAACAUGUCGGACGUGCAGGACGCGUACGAUCACGGGAGAAGUCUGCGCGGCAAAUCGGCCAAGGCGAUCGAGUUCUAUCUGAGAGCGGAGGCCCUCAAGAAUCUGAGCAAGAGUCAGGAACUGGCGGACAUCAGGAAGUUCCAGAGAGAGAACCUGUCCGUUUUGUGGGACGGUAGGGAACACCUCCGACUCAUGGAUGAAAGGACCAGGAAUCUGAUCGACGAGGACAGAUUGACCGCUCCUUUGAACAGCCUGAGCAGAGAGCUGAAAGGAUACGAGGAGAAGUCGAGCAACUACUUCCUGAACAAGAGGUACCAACGACUCUUAAGACCCAAACGAUUGUACGGAUGCCUGGGAAUUAGACCCUCUUGAUGGACGUGUCCAUCCACGGUAGAUUUAAUGUCGUAGUUACAUGUGGGUAAAAAAUGUGACACGAAACGAUCUAAUGAUAUAUGAUACCAAUAAACGACACAGAUUUGAUUAUACUCGA
Molecule: messenger RNA, 1687 nt
Organism: Megachile rotundata (alfalfa leafcutting bee)
Lineage: Eukaryota; Metazoa; Arthropoda; Insecta; Hymenoptera; Megachilidae
Product: paramyosin, short form
Source: RefSeq, a predicted model, not a curated record